Rhincodon typus (whale shark) is the source of this 8037-nucleotide messenger RNA. RefSeq names its product ArfGAP with GTPase domain, ankyrin repeat and PH domain 1 (gene agap1). Gene Ontology annotation, cellular component: nucleus. The transcript has 18 exons. Gene Ontology annotation, molecular function: GTP binding; GTPase activator activity; GTPase activity. Bases 440 to 4393 code for a protein of 1317 amino acids. NCBI's taxonomy places the organism in Eukaryota, Metazoa, Chordata, Chondrichthyes, Orectolobiformes, Rhincodontidae. The record is from RefSeq and is a predicted model, not a curated record.
GUGCUUGUAACACGCCGGGCUGGCGGAACGCAUUCGCUUCCCUGCUCACAGUGGUGAUGCCGCACUCGUUGCGAACCAGACGAUCCGCGCUCGGAGCUCGGUGCCCCCGCAGUGCUCGAAGGCGGGCGAUGCAACCCUGAACCAACACCGCUGCAUGUUUGCAUCUGCUAAGGGAAGGAGGGAAUCCAUGGCAUUCUGCUCCCGAGCGCUGGCUGUUCACACACCUGCCUCUGUGCUGCAUCCUGCAUAGAGUGGAUUUUUUUUUCUCUUAUUUAUACACACCCCCACACACAAUUAGGAGCAGGCUCAUGUUGGAUGUCCCUCUGUUGAAUUGCCUAGUGUUGGAUGUUCUUCCUUUGCAGCAGUCUAGCUUUGGAUAUUCUUCAGCUGUGUGGUCUAUUGUUUGGUAUUUCGGGUACAGAGAAGGGUGGCAGGAGCCAUGUACCUGCUGGACAACGAGCCAUAUCCCGAGAUGCUGAAGAGGGGAACUCCUCAGAGGAAGACUGUCUACCGAAUCUCGCUCACUCUUGUCAAACGGGAGGCUGCCACAGCUGAGGCUGGUAGCAAAUCCUCGCCUUCCGCUCAACCUGAGGGGCCUCCGGAGCGACCAGGUUGCCCCAGUGACAGCCACCAUCCUGGAAGCCAGUGCCUGGCAGAGUGUGGUGAAGCCGAGGACGAAUUUGAGCCAGAAGCGAAUCUUCGGAGCUUUCGCACCUUCAGCACUGGCCACCUGGAGCUGGGCAGGUUGAAGGUGGCCAGACGAUCCCAUGAUCUGGGCUUCAAGCUUAAGGACAAUCCGACCAAAGACCUGGUCACACUGAGAUGCAGAGAUGGGACUUCAACUAGACCGAGCAGUAUGCUUGCAACUGUGGAUGUGGAAUUAAAAAACAAGAAAAAUUGGACCCAUUGCACUGAGAGGUUGGUGACAGGGCCUGAAUCCAGGGAAUGUGUUACCGGGUCCAUCAAUCUCACAAACCGGGGAAAGGAUCAACAAGAAGGCAGAGCUUGCACUGAAGGCAGUCGGAGAGGGGAUGCAGCCAAAACAGUUAGUGUAAAGGAGCACUUUGUCCCUUUACAGUCCAUUAAUGCAGACGUGCUUUAUCCAAGGAAAUCACCAAGGACAGGUGGCAAGUUGGCUUUGAAGAAAAUCGAGACAGCCAUCAAGAGAAACUCAAAUGAUUCAUUAAAGAGUCCUUUAGGAGACAAGGAGUUAAUCACAAUGUCCUCUCCUGGUUCAGAGCUUGAUUUCUCUGAGCACAUUGUUCCAAAGGGAGAACAUGGUUUAUUGUCAGUAGCUCCAGCAGUUGGUUCAUCUGUGCUACCUGAUUAUUCGACUGUCUGCGUAGAUGCCAUCAAACAAACACCUCCAAUGUCCAUGGCGACAGACAAGAGACACCCAAGUUUACUCAGAAGAAGUUUCAGCUUCAGACACUGGAAUGGGGAGCUAGUGAGGUUUAAAGUGUUAUCAAAGGAGAAACAUCAUGGCAGUUCCAACUGUCUGUCUGGUGGGGAUGCUGGAAGCGAAUUCAGAAACCAAAAGCUUGAGCCUUAUUGUGGGGAAUCUGUAGCAAAUGAGAAGCGAAACACCUUGGAUGUUGGAGAAGUGCUGAACAAAACUGAUCCACUCUCUGAGCCUGGGCGAUGGGAGCGGGGAAAACGAAAGAACAGGACUUUAGACAACAGUGACAUUCACAAGCUUUCUGAAAACUUAGAGAUGGGGAAGGAUGGCUUUUUAACGGGUACUGUGAGAUCCAGUUCCCAGGAGCACAAACUCUUCAGGUUUUUUAGUGGUAUUUUCUCAAAGCGUGAUGGUACUUCAACACCUGUUACAAGUCCUUAUGGAAAAUCGCACAGGGAUUAUGUUGCCAAAUCCAAAGGAUAUGCUUGCAGCCAGAAGAAAGGUAUCUCACCUCUUGAGCAGUCCAGCAGUGAGAGCAUUGAUGAAAAUACUUAUCAAAAUGAUGCAUUUGUGAACAGCCAAGAGUGGACUCUUAGUCGAUCUGUGCCAGAACUCAAAGUGGGAAUUGUUGGUAAUUUAGCCAGUGGCAAGUCUGCUUUGGUCCAUCGAUAUCUGACAGGAACUUAUGUCCAGGAGGAAUCACCUGAGGGUGGGCGCUUUAAGAAGGAGAUUGUGGUGGACGGCCAGAGUUAUCUACUGCUGAUCAGAGAUGAAGGGGGGCCUCCAGAGGCACAGUUUGCAAUGUGGGUGGAUGCUGUCAUCUUUGUCUUCAGUCUGGAGGAUGAGAACAGCUUCAAUGCAGUUUACUAUUACUACACCAGGAUGGCUAACUAUCGGAGCACCACAGAGAUGCCAAUGGUACUGGUUGGAACGCAAGAUGCCAUCAGUGCCGCAAAUCCACGUGUGAUCGACGACUCCAGGGCCCGGAAACUCUCCAACGAUCUGAAGCGAUGCACCUACUACGAAACAUGUGCUACCUAUGGCCUGAAUGUGGAGAGGGUGUUUCAAGAUGUUGCCCAAAAGAUAGUGGCCACGCGAAAGAAGCAGCAGCUCUCCAUUGGACCAUGCAAGUCGCUGCCCAAUUCCCCGAGCCAUUCGUCGGUGUGCUCUGCACAAGUCUCUGCUGUUCACAUCAGCCAGACAAGCAAUGGUGGAGGAAGUUUGAGUGAUUAUUCUUCUUCUGUCCCUUCCACACCAAGUACAAGUCAAAAGGAGCUGCGAAUUGACAUUCCUCAAACUGCCAACACUCCAACUCCUGUUCGCAAACAGUCUAAACGACGUUCCAACAUAUUUGCUUCUCGAAAAGGAAGUGAGCUAGACAAGGAGAAGAAAAAUCUUGACACCAGAGCAGACAGUAUUGGGAGUGGCCGAGCAAUCCCAAUUAAGCAGGGUAUGUUACUCAAGAGGAGUGGGAAGUCACUAAACAAAGAGUGGAAGAAGAAAUACGUAACACUGUGUGAUAAUGGGAUCUUGACAUAUCAUCCAAGUUUGCAUGAUUACAUGCAGAAUGUCCAUGGAAAGGAGAUUGACCUCCUUCGGACUACAGUCAAGGUUCCUGGAAAGCGGCCCCCUCGUGCAACCUCGGCCUGUGCCCCCCUCUCCAGUCCUAAAACAAAUGGUCUGCCCAAAGACCUGAGCAAUUUGCACAUUACGCAGAACCCAGGUAAUGUGACCCCUACAGGCUCAGCAACACAGAUGGCAUGUGGAAUCAGCCUGGUCUCCUUCAACAGCCGUCCCGAGGGCAUGCACCAACGCUCAUACUCCGUGUCCAGUGCUGACCAGUGGAGUGAAGCCACGGUCAUCGCCAACUCUGGCAUCAGCAGUGAUACUGGCCUGGGAGACUCUGUCUGUUCAAGCCCCAGCAUAUCAAGCACCACCAGUCCCAAGAUAGAGCCUCCACCUUCACCCCACGCUAACAGGAAGAAGCAUCGCAGGAAGAAAAGCACCAGUAAUUUCAAAGCAGAUGGCAUCUCCGGCACGGCAGAAGAGCAAGAAGAGAAUUUUGAAUUUAUAAUCGUUUCUCUCACGGGCCAGACCUGGCACUUUGAAGCUGCUUCUUAUGAGGAAAGAGAUGCAUGGGUCCAGGCAAUUGAAAGUCAGAUUCUGGCUAGUUUGCAAUCCUGUGAGAGCAGCAAGAAUAAGUCACGACUGGCAAGCCAGAAUGAAGCCAUCGCUAUUCAGUCAAUCAGAAACAUUCGUGGCAACUCUCAUUGUGUGGACUGCGAGGCAUUAAAUCCAGACUGGGCCAGUUUGAACCUAGGAGCCCUCAUGUGCAUUGAAUGCUCAGGUAUCCACCGCAACCUUGGCACCCAUCUGUCACGGGUCCGCUCCCUUGAUCUUGACGAUUGGCCCCUGGAGCUCAUCCGAGUAAUGUCAUCCAUUGGGAAUGAAGUAGCUAACGGCAUCUGGGAAGGAAGUGCUCAGGGACGCACCAAACCCUCACCAGAUUCCACAAGGGAAGAGAAGGAACGUUGGAUCCGUGCUAAGUAUGAACAGAAACUGUUCCUGGUUCCGCCACCAUGUUCGGACAUUCCCCUGGGACAACAGCUGCUACGUGCUACAGCCGAGGAGAACUUACGAGCUGUCAUCUUACUUCUGGCCCACGGCUCCAAGGAUGAAGUAAAUGAGACUUAUGGAGAGGGGGAUGGACGCACGUCCCUUCACUUGGCCUGUAGGAAAGGGAACGUUGUCCUCACCCAGCUUUUGAUCUGGUACGGAGUUGACAUAAUGGCACGUGAUGCCCAUGGAAACACUGCGCUGGCCUAUGCCAGACAAGCAAUGAGUCAAGAGUGCAGCGACAUCCUACUGCAGUAUGGGUGCCCUGAGGAACACUUCAUCCUGGUGGCGACUCCCAACUUGUCCCGCAAGAGCAACAACCGCAACAACAGCAACAACAACGGAAGGAUGGACACCAAACUGCCCACUGUUAUUUGAAGAAGAGUGCAUCAGACUCUUGUGUUUAGAGAGCAGCACUGAACCUCUCCCUUUACAGCCUCGUAUCUGUGAAACCUCAUUCCACUCCUGAUUAAGUUCUCAAAGCAGCGUAACACCACGUAAAGCCAGAGAAACGGGGUAAAGAAGAUGCCCAGUCACAGAGCAGCUCAUUACACAAAUGAGACGAGGUUCUGUGCCGUCAAAAGAGAGAUAAAGAUUUGGAAGGAUCAGGAAUUGUCCGAGUGAAGAAAGACCAGUGGUAAGGGUGAGAGCUUUGUGCUUUUACCUCACUGGGCCAAUUUGUGAAUGCAGACAAGGGAAAUUGGAACGUUCAGGCAUUGACAAUUAGCUGUCAGUACAUUUCACCUCUACCAAACAGGUUGAUUCAGCUCUUCUGUGGAGGGCCCUUGCUGACAUAAAUCAGCUGAGAGCACAGAGUUUGUCAGGUUUGAAGCUCCUAUGAUGGUAUGUGUCAAAUCAGUUGUGGCUAAUCUGUCCGGGGAGAAUACUGGCUUCAUUACACUUGUAUAGUUCAGUUCUUCCAGCAUUACCACUGUUUAAUAGAACAUGAUUAGUCAUAAUAGAGAAAAGCAUAUUAGCUGAGGAGGUAGUUACAUGGCACGGUUCAAUGACUGCUUGGAUGUGAUUGUAAUAUUCUCUCAAGAAGCACAGUAUCUCAGUUACGUUCCUUCCAGUCCUUUGAGCCCUCCUUCCUAAAUUCACUGCCGUAAUUUAGUGUGUAUUUAAUUUUUGGUCCUCAUCCUAUUGAAAAGAAAGAAAUGGGGUCCUUUACUCACCCAGCUGUUGCCCUCCUCCCCUUUAAAUGACCCCCCUAACACGCACGCACGCACACACACACGCACUAAUGCUCUGCUUAGAUGUAAUCUGUUAAGUAAAUGCAGAGACUGCUGGUUUUUGAAUGUCAGGUGCUGUGCUGUAAAGAAUUAAAAGGCUGUAAGCAUUAUUUAGUGCGUCCAAAUGAAGAAAAGAAAGGAAAUUGCUUAGUCUUUGCCUCCUUUCUCAGCCACUAUCAUACUUCCCCUCUGACCUGCAUUACCACUGGCAGCAUCAUCCGCAGUGUGUAGGAUGGUUCUCUUGUCCAAGGAAACGUUUCCUGAAAGAAUUUUCUGUCCUGUUUGUAAGUAUGAUGUAAACUCUGAUGCUAUAAUAUUUAUAUGUUGUACAUAAUUUUGUUCGUUCCAUCGGGAUUUUUGACUUUUAUUUUGCAGGGAGGGAAAGGGGGUGAUUUGAAAACCCUGAUGGCAGUUCUUUUCUCUGGAAAAUGGCUGAUCCAGUCCAUGAGUUGUUAGCUGCUUGUCAUUUGCUUUUUUUGGGAGGGAGUGACGCUGUGAGGAUGGGGUAGAAAUUGAGUAAUUUGGAUAAUAAUGGCCAUUAAUGCACAGUUUAAAACUCCAUUCUACACUCCAGCAUUGAGUCCAAAUAGGAUGCAUUUUUCUAGUACUUCCUUGCGUAUUCUGUGUGACAGAUCCCUGGUGAAGACCUAUUUAAUCAGAAGAAUUCAGCUCCCUCUAACAGACUUAAACUUCCUUCAAAAUGGUCAUCGACAUCACUACACUACAGAAAUCGAUUUUACAUCCCCCCACCAUUUGAAUAAUGAAUACUUAGGCUUGGCAGUUUUCAGUGACUACAGUGUGAUUCCACUGGUAAAUCUGAGGGUCAAGUUGCUCUGGCCUUCAAAAUUUUAAUGUACCGAAUCAAGUCUGAGUAUUAUGAAGCACAAUGUUGAUUCAUGCCUAUGGUGCAUGCCCCAAUUACAAAUCUACUGCUUGGCAAAAAAAGGUGUUGAAGGAGGCACCAUGUUGCAUUCCCGUCCAAUUGAUGAAAAGUGUCACAGAGGUGCGGGCGCCAUCAGUACAAUCAGAAAUAUUCAUUUCAUAUAUCAUGUACAUUUUUCCAAUCUCCUCUGUCGUAGAUUGGCAGGUUUUGUGGAGACCAUGACAGGUUAGUUUCACUCACAGCUGGGUAAAAUCGUCAUAAAGACUAUUGAUCAUGGAUUUUAGAAAGACGGGAAAGGGGCUAAAGAUCUCUGGCAGCUAUCUACUCACCACUGAGCCACUGAUUUGAAUCCUGGUAUACAUGUGUUGCUCAAACACAGCUUGGCAAGUUGGACUGAAUUGUGCAGCGUUUUAUCUGGUGCACUGACAUUAAUUAAAAUGUCCUACUAAAAUCCCUGCUGGAUUUCCACAGGCACGAGAACCUUUGUGUUUCCUCUAAUUUCCCUCUGGUCUGACAAACAAACACGCACAAUUCUGUUUGGAAAAGUCACAGGAUUCACACACCACCCAAAACGUGUUGACAGAGAUCCUUCACUUUCAGCAGUCAUGUGCAUCUAAGUGCAUUUAGUAUCCAGUUUGUCAUUGUGCUAAGGUGAUGCUCUUGUGUUAAAACUGACAGUUUUACUUGCCUUGACAACAACAAAAUAAAACAUACAAGGGAAUUUGCUUUUCCGCAAUUCAUUCAUCUUUUUUAAAAAAAAGUUAUUACUGUAGAAUGUGCAUCAAAGAUCAGAUAACACCUUCAGAUUCUAUGUCACAGAUCUAACAAACCAUAGAUUAUGUGUAAUAAGUAGUAAGCAUUUUCUUCUCCUGAAUCAUUGCUCUCAUACUCAUGUGAGACCUGAAUCACUUCUCUAACACUCCUGCAUAUCUGAGUCAUUACUGUAACACUCCCCCAAAUCCCAAGUCCUUGCUCCAAUAUUUCACUAAUCCCAAAUCGUUACGCAGCAAUACUCCUCCAAAUCCUGAAUUAUUGUUUUAAUGCCCCUCCAAAUCCCAAACCAUUGCUGUAACAUUCCUCCAAGUCCUGAAUCAUUGCUGCCAUACCACUGUUAGGUCACUGCUUCAAUCUGUUCCGAUCUUAAAUCAUAAAUCUAACACAACUUCAUAAGACACAGUAUCAAUCCAACAUCCUUUGGGUCCUCCAUCUCAUAAUGACAACAGCAUAUGGAACUAAAGUGGUGAAAAGAACUUUGGCAAAGAUUCACUGCCAUGUAUAUAUACAGUAAGUAUUUCUCAGUGACAAUUGAUAAUCUGGUCAGUUUAAUAAUUUGUUGUCAUCUAAAUGCCCUAUUUGGAUUACUGUUUUGGAAUUAUGAGGUGUGUAUUCGCCACAUUCCUGCUUUGUAAUUCCUGUGUUUCUGGUUUGUUUAGGGAGAGCAUCCCUAAAGAGUGCCAAGCCUAAAUAUAAACGUAUUCCUAAUCGUGCUUUAUAAACUGUGCCAGUCAUUACUGUACCUGGAAUCAGUUUAUCUGCUGUUACACUAAUCUGGAAUGUAUCUGUAAAGAGCUGUUAGCUGGCAGUCAUAUCUCAGUGUAAAUAGAUAUAAUAUGGACACUAUCAGAAUGAAUGGUUUAAGUUUUAAUAUUACCUCAUUUGGCAGUUCAUGUUUUGCAAUGACUAGAUGCUUUAUUUAUAUGUUUGUAAUAAUAAUGAAAGCUGUGUGACGUUGCCUGCAUUUUGCCAGUGGAGUUUGUUAGGCUGAGUUAUGAUUGACCAUAUCAGUAUGUAUUAUGAUUUUGUGGGUCAACUGUACAGUACUCUGUUAAAGACUGUAAAGUAAUGCAAGGAGACUAAAUGCUGUAAUUGUAAAAUGUCUCUUUUCAAUAAAAGAAAACUUCGUAAUA